Messenger RNA from Pristis pectinata (smalltooth sawfish), 2503 nucleotides. RefSeq names its product methyltransferase-like protein 27. The transcript is spliced from 8 exons. The record is from RefSeq and is a predicted model, not a curated record. NCBI's taxonomy places the organism in Eukaryota, Metazoa, Chordata, Chondrichthyes, Rhinopristiformes, Pristidae. The coding region runs from base 55 to 807 and encodes 250 amino acids.
UUUCACUGAAGUCAGCAUCCAUCAAGUGUGGUUUCAGAGACUGAAGUUCUCAGCAUGACAGAAUCUGGUGAAUGUGUAGAUUCUUCACUUGAGAGAGUUCGUAUAUUGCGAAGCAUUUCCUCAACAGAGCAAAAAUUGAACUAUUAUGACACCAUGGCAACAACAUAUGAGAAGAUGGUACCAGAUCUAGAUAUUUCGCUGGUAGACUACAAAGCACCCAAUAUGGCUGCAAAGACUUUGGAUACUGUGUUUCCUAAAGAUCGACAGAAUGUAUUAGUCCUUGAUGUUGCUUGUGGAACAGGACUGGUCGUUGAGAAGCCCAGAACUCUACUCACACAGAGAUGGCCUCAUACCUCAAUAUCCAUUGAUCCAACAGUCAUAAACUACAGGCAAAGUACAGAUGGCAGUGAAGGAAUGCUGAGAGUAGCGGAAUCCAAAGGCCUGUAUCAAAGUCUGCAACACCAUCUGAUCCUUCCGAAUGUGCAGCUUCCUCUAACUUCAGAUACCUAUGACCUAGUGAUAGUUGCUGGUGCCCUGUCCAAUGGGCAUUUGUCUCCCUAUGUACUUCCAGAACUGCUGAGAGUUGCCAAGCCAGAAGCGUAUCUCUGUUUGACAGCAAAUGACGACAAGGGGAACAACUACACGCAGGAGCUGCUGGUUUACAUGGAAGAACUGGAGAAUAAGGGGCUAUGGACCAAGGUUGUUAUGCAAAAGGUCGACCAAUGGCAAAAGAGAGCACCGAAUAAUGAAGGGAGUUUAGUGUACAUCCCUGGAAUUGUGGUCAUUUAUAGAAAACUUAGUCAAUGAUUUUGAUAAUAAUCUAUGAGUUGUACUUUGUGUGCAAUGGUGUUAUUUGCAUAUUGACCACACACAGCAAGAUAAAACCUCAUUAAUCACAAGAUCACAAGACAAGAGAGCAGAAGGAGGCCAUUCGGGCCAUCGAAUCUGCUCCAAGGAAAAGGGAAAAAGAAAAAGAAAUGAGAAACUGGGGGGGGUGGGCAGAUGAAAAAAAAACACACUAUUCUAACCCCAAUUUCUGGCCUUAUCCCCAUAUCCCUCGAUACCCCGACUAUUUAGAUAUAUGUCUAUCUCUUCCUUAAACACCUCCAAUGAUCUGGCCUCCACUGCUGUACCUGGCAAGGAAUUCCACAAAUUCACCACCCUCUGGCUAAAGAAAUUUCUCCUCAUCUCUGUUUUAAACCUGUACCCUCUAAUUCUAAGAUUGUGCCCUCUGGUCCUGGACUCACCUACCAAGGGAAACAGCCUAGCCAUAUCUACUCUUCCAGUCCUUUCAACAUUUUAAAUGUCUCUGUGAGGUCCCCUCUCAUUCUUCUGUACUCCAGUAGGUACAACCCAAGAGCCAACAAAUGCUCAUCAUAUGUAAGCCCUUUCAUUCCGGGAAUCAUCCUCGUAAAUCUCCUCUGAACCCCCUCCAACAUCAGCACAUCUUUCCUAAGAUAUGGGGCCCAAAACUGUGCACAAUACUAGAGAAACAAGGGACUGCAGAUACUGGAAUCUAGAUGAAAAUCACUGUGAUGGUGGAGGAACUCAGCAGACUAGGCAGCAUCUGUGGAGAAAAGCAGGCCAUCGCUGCCCCUGCCAUAGGUAGAUGCUGCACCUAUGGCAGGGACAGUGGAAAGUCCCCGGGAUGGGAGCAGGAUGGGUGAGAAAGGAGGAGUGAACUAGGGAGGAGCAGAGAGAGUGGUCCCUGUGAAAGGCAGAAAGGGGUGGGGAGGGGAAGUAUCUACCUAUCACCACCUUGUGCCUGCCCAGCCUCCCCUCUUUUGAGCACCUAUCACUGCUCUGCUUUCCCCUCCUAUUAUAUUGAGCUUCCCCUUUUCCUAUCUUCAGUCCUGAAGAAGGGUCCUGACCCAAAACAUUGACUGCCUGCUUUUCUCCACAGAUACUGCCUGGCCUGUUGAGUUCCUCCAGCAUCAUAGUGUUUUUCAUCUAAAACUUCAUUAAAUCCAAUCUAUUAAUGUUGUGCCAAUUACUCUUGUGUGAGGUUCCUGCAAAAAGUCCCUGAAGUUUCACUUACCUCUAGCAACAAAUGAGUUCUUCUUUCCAGGGCAUUAUAGCCAGAAUGAUCUCAUCAUGUACAGCCUGAAUACAGAAUAAACCCUCUAAAUACAGGCUGUACCUGUGAGGAGGUGUAGGAUUAAUAAACUAUAACUGUAUUGAUAUCUUAAGACGGAUGAGAAUUAUGCCUGCUCGAAAUACUGAUUUAAAAAGUGUCCUUCAGGCCAGAACAGCCACACCACUGCUUACCUGGGCUGGGUGCUGUGUGGUAAUUGCUGUGUCUGGAACUUAAUUGGAUUCCCAUUAUGCUUGACUAUGGAGAUGAUGGUCACUCUUAAUGGGAAAUGGGAAGGCUGUCUCAAACAAUGAAGGUGAUACCUACCUUUGUCUCACCCGAUUGCAAAACGAUUAGCUGAACCUGUGGUGUGAAGCUGCUCUUUGUCCAUCUGCAGUAGCCCUUUGUCCGUUUCCUGCUCAACCAAGA